AUGGCUUCGUCGACGGCCGCCCCGCCGCACCAGCUGCCGCACACGGCGACGUCGCACCCCGACGACCCAAUUCCCUGCGAGCCUCCGCCGUCGCGCGCGGUGCCGCAGCUCUCGCUCCGGGCGAGGCGCGACCCGUCCCAGCCCGAGCACACGUCGCCCAGGUCGGCGGGCGAGUCGAUGCGGUGGAGCCCGAACAGCAGCGAUGACUCUGAGGCGCCCCUGACGCCCAGCACCGAGCCCGACCACGCCGUCGAGGAGAUUGUCGACCGCCUCGAGGCCCUCCCGACCGCCGCCGUCAGCGUCGCGGUCCAGGCGCGCCCGCGCCGCGCCUCGACGACGCUCAUCUCGGACAGCCCCGCCGACAUCCAGAAGAUCCUCGGCAGCGGCGAGACGGCCACCAAGCUCAUCAGCCAGUGCUGCGGCGGCGGCUGCUGUCUGCUCAAGACGCUGCAGCCCGACACGUCGGCGGCCUCGUUUGUGCCCGUCGUCGUGCCGGACAAUGCGGCGUUCCGCUCCCUCGGCGUCAAGCUGGGCCCGCUUGCGCUCGACAGCGAGCUCACUGACGUCACCGAGCUGCCCGCGGUGCACAUGUCGUUUGAGGCGCUGCCGUCGCAGCCGGGGGCGGGCGUCGCCGACGUCCGCAAGACACCGCCCCAGUACGUGCAGCCGCACCCGCCGUACGACGUCUUCUCGGCGCCGCUGUACCACGCGCGCGAGCUGACUAAGCCCGGCGCGGAGAAGCGGACGAUGCACUUUGACAUUGACGUCACCGACUACCCUGACGAGGGCGGGGUCGACUUCAAGGUCGGCGGCGCCAUUGGCAUCUGCCCGCCCAACCCGAGCGAGAUGGUCGACGAGCUGUUCGAUCUCCUCGGUGUGCCAAGGUUCGUGCGCGACAAGCCCGUGACGCUCAAGACCAAGGGCGGACGAUGGCCGACCAUCUGGGGAGACGACCGGGCGCGCGAGCUGCGCACCACGCGCCGCGAGCUCCUGACGUGGUGCGCAGACAUCCAGUCCAGCCCACCGACCAAGAAGCUCGUCCGCGUCAUGGCCGAGUACGCCGAGGCGCCCAACGAGAAGAAGGUGCUCGAGUACCUCUGCUCUGCACAGGGCCAGGCGGCCUUCUGCGACCUCCGCACCACCUCCCACCUCACGAUUCCGCAGAUGCUCAGCGCCUUCCCGUCCGCCAAGCCUCCGCUGCCGGCCCUCCUCUCCGUCCUCACGCAGCUCAUGCCGCGGUUCUACUCCCUCUCCAACGACCCCCACAUCUCGUCCGCCCGUCCCGGUCUGCCUGGAACGCGCCGCCUGAUCGAGAUGGCCGUGACUGUCCACGAGACGCCUGACUGGCACGGCCCUGGCGCCACACGCACGGGCGUCGGCAGCGGCUUCAUGGAGCGCAUUGCGCAGCAGUUCAUCGCUGCCGAGCAGCAAGGCAUCGACCCCCGUGAGGUGCUGGAUCUCCGCGUCCCCAUGUUCCGUGGUCUGAUGGCCAAUCCACUGUCCAAGCAGUUUGGUGGCGAAGGCCCAAUGGUUCUGAUUGGUGCCGGCGUCGGCAUGGCUCCUUUCAGAGGCUUCAUCCUGAACAGGCUGAAGAAUGCAAACUGCGCCAACAAGAUUUGGUUGAUCCAGGGCGUCCGUGACAGCAUGCUGGACGAGCUCUACUCGGGCGAGCUCGGCGACCACGAGCGCGAGAUCAAAAAGGUGGUGCAGAGCCGCAAGACGCGCGUCACGGGCCAGACGGAGGCCAAGUACGUGCAGGACGAGGUGCGCAUGCAAGCCGACAUUGUGUGGUUCGUCAUCAACGCCCUCGACGGCCGCAUCUUUGUGUGCGGCAGCAGCAAGGGCAUGGGCGAGGGCGUCGAGGAGGCCCUCAUCGACAUCACCAUGCAAAAGGGCAAUCUGAGCCGCGAGCAGGCGCACGAGUUCUGGGCCAACAAGAAGAAUGACGGCCAGUACAUUGCUGAAACUUGGUAG
Didymella exigua CBS 183.55 is the source of this 1974-nucleotide messenger RNA. RefSeq lists its product as uncharacterized. The transcript has 2 exons. Gene Ontology annotation, cellular component: cytosol. The record is from RefSeq and is a predicted model, not a curated record. The coding region runs from base 1 to 1974 and encodes 657 amino acids. Gene Ontology annotation, molecular function: [methionine synthase] reductase (NADPH) activity; FMN binding; flavin adenine dinucleotide binding. Gene Ontology annotation, biological process: homocysteine metabolic process. NCBI's taxonomy places the organism in Eukaryota, Fungi, Ascomycota, Dothideomycetes, Pleosporales, Didymellaceae.